GUGCCUGUAGGGGUAGGAGACAGGUUGCACGAAAGGUUGCGGUGUAACGUUAACAGCUAGCUAGUUAGCUGGCUAGCUGGCGUUAUACUAGCUAGACGUGUUCUUGUUGAAGCAAUGGUGUGGGAACAGUAAACUAAAACUAGGUGCUAUCACAAAGGCAAAAAAGGAAAAUGGACUAUCGAGGGAAGAGGAGGGGGGAGGAUGGAAUUGCAGCUGUUAUUGACUUCCUUCUUGCAAAUGCCCGAUUGGUGCUUGGCGUAGGGGGGGCAGCAGUGCUAGGAAUUGCCACACUUGCUGUAAAACGGCUAAUCGAGCGUGCUGGGAGAACCCCGGAUGAUGAGAAACCAGACCAAAAGACGGUAGAUGGUUGGGAGGAGCUGAGCCUGGUCAGUGCCUCUCCAAAGCUACUGAAGAAGGGCAUUGAAGGGGUGGUUAUGAAGCAGAUUGCUGCUGCAGCCAAAGCGCAGAAAGAGCAGUCCAAGCCCUCAAGUAAUGUGGCUGAGAAGCCAAAGACUGAAGUGAAGAGGAUUCAGCUGUGUCUCAGCCUUCAGGAGAGGCUGCAGCAGUACUAUCAGUCUCACGUGGCUCUCUCUGUGGAGGACGUCAGCCAGGCUCAACAACAAGCUCUGGAUAUAUGCACAGAAAUCCAAGGCUUCCUCCAUACCAAGCACCCUGACAUGCCCCUGGGGGAGAUGCAUCUGGGCGGCUCUCUGCUGGAUGAUCUCCAGGUUGUGGCUGCGGACCACGCCUGUCUUCUUGUGCCUUUGCAAAUUGAGUCAAUGCUCUGGAAACUCAUCCCAGGGGAAGAUACGAUCCUGGGCAAGCCCCAGUUCUGGAUGGUCCGACGGAUAAACCUGGAGUACUUCCCCCGUGGCCGAAGUUUCUGGGACAAAUACAUGGUCGGGGGUUACCUUUCUUCUAAGAUGAUAAUUGAGGUCCUGAACAAGUCAGUGAUGGAGACCAUGAACUGGCCCUCUCUUAGCAACACACUUGAGUGUACGGUCAGACCGGUGAUGGGGUCCCAGGAACUGAAACUAGAGAUUCAGAAUCAACACAGCCAGCUGUACAUCAACAUCUUGCCCACCAUUCGUCUGGAUGACACUGUACUGACGGCCCAGCUGGAGGUCACUGGCAGUUUUGACAACAUGUGGUUCCACAGUCUUUAUACCUCUGAAACUGCCAGGCUUUCAGAGUUGGAUGCAGAGGACCAUGGUCUUCGAAAGCAGUGCUUAAAAACCCUCAAAGCAGUGUGCAGAAACAGUCCCACUUUGAGGAAGCUGUCAGGUGGACAUCUGACAAAUGUCAUUCUACAUCUCAGUGAGAAAGAAUAUGAUUGGACUGAGGCUGCUUUGGCUGAUAGAUUCCAGCAGGCCAUCACAGAGAUCAUUGGUUACCUGGAAAUAGGUUGUUUACCAAGCUAUUUCAAGCAGACAGUAAAUUUGCUGUCUGAUUUUUCUGAAGAAGAAAUAGAUGAAAUGGGUUUUAUGCUGUACUGUGCUGUAUCUGAGCCAGAAAUACUGCUCCAACCAUAAAUAUUACCUCGCUCUGUAACUGGACUACUUCGUUCAAAACCAGCAGUUAUGCUAUUAGCAGUAAGACCUGGAGAUCUAACUUGGAAAGAAUGGCACUCCAAUGGAUAUCUUAUUUUUUCUUGGUAGUGUGAGGAAUUAUUUGAAGUGUGUUCAUAUAAAUAAAAAAACUAUGCAGAACUACUGAUUUAUAAACCCUCAUAAUACACCCAUUUGCAAAAUUAUUCUUUUUUGUUUAUCUGAAAUGUAGGGUAUAGCUUGGGUUUCUAGACUGAGUUGCCUUUAACCUAUACAUAAGGUGUUUAUUUUUCUAAUGUAUGCAUUUUGUACUGUGCACUUAAUCUCAAUCAUUUUGAUUCCUCCUUUGGUUUGGGGGGGACUGGUUGAUUGCCAACUUACAGUAUACCUCUCAAAGAGCAGCCUGUAUAAUUGAAUUUAUAAA
This is a messenger RNA of Megalops cyprinoides (Indo-Pacific tarpon), 1971 nucleotides long. RefSeq names its product mitochondrial elongation factor 2 (gene mief2). The transcript has 4 exons. Gene Ontology annotation, biological process: positive regulation of mitochondrial fission; mitochondrion organization. Bases 171 to 1532 code for a protein of 453 amino acids. NCBI's taxonomy places the organism in Eukaryota, Metazoa, Chordata, Actinopteri, Elopiformes, Megalopidae. Gene Ontology annotation, cellular component: mitochondrial outer membrane. The record is from RefSeq and is a predicted model, not a curated record.